AUGACUGCGAAUUUUCCUUGGAUCUAUCCCGUACGGGUAAUCCAAGCCAUCUUUGCAAUAAUUGUCCUUGGUCUAACCGCAUACUACAUCAAUUGGUUCACCUAUAGUGAUACUGUUAAUUUUAUGCUCUUCAAUGGGAUAUGGACGGCCUUCAUUGCUACACCUUACCUUGCCCUAGCGCCGAUGUUCUUUCCCCAGUUGGCGCACCGACUCGUCAUUCCGGCCGUCGAAGUUAUUACCAUGAUAUUCUGGUUUGCAGGGUUCAUUGCCCUGGGUGUUUACCUCCCAGCCGCAGAAUAUUGUCACUGGAGUCGUUGUCGGGCACUACAGGCCGCGACCGUGUUUGGGGCAUUCGAGUGGGUAUUAUUUCUAGCUACCAGCGUUGUCGCUGUCCUCGGUGCAUCGCGUUCCCGGUCGAGCCCUAGUAUGAAGCCCACCCCUAAUGCUGAUACCCACGCUGGGGUCUAA
Molecule: messenger RNA, 468 nt
Organism: Aspergillus sclerotioniger CBS 115572
Lineage: Eukaryota; Fungi; Ascomycota; Eurotiomycetes; Eurotiales; Aspergillaceae
Product: MARVEL domain-containing protein
Exons: 3
Coding region: 1-468 (155 amino acids)
Cellular component (GO): membrane
Source: RefSeq, a predicted model, not a curated record